AUGCUUCGCCUAGCGAACAUACGCUGUCCUUUUUUAUCUAUAAUUUGGUCAUGUCUUCAAAGUUCAUUCAGUCGUAUAACAGAAAAAAAGACAGACGAAUCAUUUAAUAUCUAUCUAUCUAUCUAUCUCAGAUUGCUGAAACAUAUCUAUCUACCAAUCACAGCAUUUAAUAUCUAUCUAUCUAUCUAUCUAUCUAUCUCAUCUAUCUAUCUAUCUAUCUCAUCUUGGAUGAAACAUAUCUAUCUACCUAUCACAGCAUUUAAUAUCUAUCUAUCUAUCUAUCUAUCUAUCUAUCUAUCUAUCUAUCUAUCUCAGAUUGCUGAAACAUAUCUAUCUACCUAUCACAGGCAUUUAAUAUCUAUCUAUCUAUCUAUCUAUCUAUCUAUCUAUCUAUCUAUCUAUCUAUCUCAGAUUGCUGAAACAUAUCUAUCUACCUAUCACAGGCAUUUAAUAUCUAUCUAUCUAUCUAUCUAUCUAUCUAUCUAUCUCUAUCUAUCUAUCUAUCUAUCUCAGAUUGCUGAAAAUAUAUCUAUCUACCUAUCACUAUCAUUUAAUUCUAUCUAUCUAUCUAUCUAUCUCAGAUUGCUGAAACAUAUCUAUCUACCUAUCACAGGCAUUUAA
Messenger RNA from Acanthosepion pharaonis, 621 nucleotides. The record is from the annotation of a GenBank genome assembly. Lineage: Eukaryota; Metazoa; Mollusca; Cephalopoda; Sepiida; Sepiidae.